This is a messenger RNA of Staurois parvus, 347 nucleotides long. NCBI's taxonomy places the organism in Eukaryota, Metazoa, Chordata, Amphibia, Anura, Ranidae. The record is from the annotation of a GenBank genome assembly.
AGCCGAAGAUAUCGGCUCGGUCAUGUGAUCAGCUGUGUCCAAUCACAGCUGAUCGCAUGGGACAUGUGCACUGAUCAUCAGGGCACUGAUGAUCAGUGUGCCCUGAUGAUCAGUGUAGCCCCAGCAGUGCCACCUGUCAGUGUCCAUCAGUGCCAGCUGUCAGCGCUCAUCAAUGCCACCUGCCAGUGCCCAUCAGUGCCACAUCAAUGCCACAUAUCAGUGCCUACCAGUGCACAUCAAUGCCACAUAUCAGUGCCCAUCUGAUCUGCCUUUCAGUGUCACCCAUCAGUGCCAGUCAGUGCCACAUAUCAGUGCCUACCAGUGCACAUCAAUGCCACAUAUCAGUG